This is a messenger RNA of Scaptodrosophila lebanonensis, 2363 nucleotides long. RefSeq names its product neurogenic locus notch homolog protein 1 (gene aspr). The record is from RefSeq and is a predicted model, not a curated record. The transcript is spliced from 6 exons. NCBI's taxonomy places the organism in Eukaryota, Metazoa, Arthropoda, Insecta, Diptera, Drosophilidae. The coding region runs from base 839 to 2230 and encodes 463 amino acids.
AUUUAUUUAUUUAUUUUUUGCAGCAACCAUAUAUAUACAUAUAUAAAACGUACGAAUUGGUAGCGUUUCAUUGUGAACUAUUAUAUUAAUGGUAUACAAAAAAGUUUCUAAUUAAGAUAGCUCGAGAUUUCGAAAACAUUCAGCAGUAUUUUUGUACUUAGCCAAGGGGUUUCCAAACUGACCGUAAUUUUGUCACUGUGUGGUGGCAUUACUUAUUUUUUUUAUGGCUACACAUAAUUAUAUCUAUUACUCAAGCUUAGGUUCGGUUAGACAGAUUCAUUGUGAUGUCAGUUCUAUAUGUUUUAAAGAUCGAACGAAUCCGAACGUUCAUUCUCAUUAUUAAUCACUCUUUCUCAUUAAUCAUGCUCAAUAAUCAUAAUCUGUGUGAAAUAAAUAAUGACCCCGAUCUUCAAAGAAGAGAGUCUUUCUUAGAAGGCACACAGAAAGAGAUGUUUGGCGGAUUCUGUGCAAGCCAAGAAACCACAACUAUUUCAUUUCAUUUAAUUUAAUUCAUCUACCUAUUUGCAUCAAUUUGUAUUGUUGCUUUAACAAGACGCUUAUUGUCGGAAUUUCCGCUGACAGCCACAUUUUGAGGCGAUUUCUGAUUUCGAAUUUUGAAGUUCAUGUUCAGCGAAUGUUUCGCCCACACAGCCUAGCAACAAGUUUAUGGCUGUCGGAAACGUUUUAAGUUCUAAAGUUGAUUUGAUUUGAUUUUGUUUGUUAAAGUAGCGAUCGUUUGUGCGUUGGCAGUAAAUAAACGCCUCUUUAUUAGCUUUUCAAUGUACUUAGCUGGGCAUUUGAGGCCAAGCUUCUGCCCAUUAAUAUUCCCAUUCCGAAUAUGGUAGAUCUAACAUUUUCCCCCUUUCUCUCUCUCUCUCUCUCUCUCUGUCGAUCGCCUUUUCAGCUGCCACAUCAACAACUAUGGGGGCUGGCGUUAGUGCUACUGGCUCUUAUGGUUCUGCCAAAACUGACAACAGGUAAAAAAACUGAGAAAAGGUGUGUGAAUUGCACAUAUCGUACGUAUUACACCUAUGGCGAUGGACGUGCACUGGAGCGCGUUAUAUAUCGAGAUCAGACCUACACACGUGCUGCCCAAACGUACGGGUGCUACGGAAACCCGUGCGGCUUGAAUGCCGUUUGCCAGGAGACCGCCGGCGGCCGUCCGGUCUGCUCCUGUCCACCCGGCCACAGCGGUAAUCCCCUCACCCAUUGUAAUCGAGGCGAGUGCCUGGACAACAUCGACUGCCGCGGUGACCUUCAAUGCAAGAACAAUCGCUGUGUCAACCCCUGUGUGGGCGCCUGCGGAAUUGGCUCCAACUGCGAGCCCCGUAAUCAUGUGGCCGUAUGCAGCUGUCCAGCUGGCUAUCAAGGCGAUCCAUACACCUCAUGCCGUUUGUCCGAUCCAGAGGAGCAAUGCCACCCCAGUCCCUGCGGCAUCAACACCAAAUGCGAGAUCAUAAACGGCGUACCCACCUGCUCCUGCCUGCAUGGUUAUCUGGGAAAUCCGUUGAGCGGAUGUCGCCAUGAGUGCGAGCAUGACGGCGACUGCUCGGCCCGGGACAUGUGCAGCAACUACAAGUGUGUGCCCGCCUGUGGACAGUGCGGCACGGGUGCCACAUGCAACACGGUGGCGAAUCAUCGGGCUGUCUGCGAUUGUCCCAAAGGCUACAUUGGCAGUCCCUAUACGGAAUGUCGUCCGGAAUGUUAUGGCGACGUGGACUGUCCGUCCAAUCGGCCGGCCUGCUUCUACGGCAUCUGCAAGAAUACAUGCGAGGGUGCCUGUGGCGUUGGAGCCGACUGCAAUUUGCGUGGCUUGACGCCUGUCUGCAGCUGUCCUCGGGACAUGACCGGCGAUCCCUUCGUGCGCUGUCGUCCUUUCACCAAAGAGGACCUGUGCUCACCCAAUCCCUGUGGCACGAAUGCCAUUUGCGUGCCCGGCCACGACAAUACCGGACGAGAGCGGCCCGUUUGUAAUUGCCUGCCCGGACACACAGGAAAUCCGCUAACGCACUGCUCCCGCGGCGAGUGUCUGAGCAACAAUGAGUGUCCGGACAACAAGGCCUGCAUUAACUAUCAGUGCGUCAAUCCGUGCAUUGGAAAGUGUGCUGCGGGUGCCACCUGCGAGCCAAAGGCCCACCUGGCCGUCUGCAAAUGCCCGCCAGGACAGUCGGGCGAUGCUUUGGUCUCCUGCCGGCAGACGCGCACCUUCCCCGUCGCCAAGUAUCAUUGAAAGGGCGUGACUUAAGCCGUAUUCCCUGCCACCGCCCACUGUAUACAAAAUGCAGUUGAUUACGUAAAGCUAAUAAUCCAGUCGCUUUCUCUAAUCAUAAUUUAUUUUAAAUAAACACUCUACUCCUGUUAAA